AUAAUAUUUUCCUAGGUUUACUGAUGUCAGUAUUGUAUAUUGUGCAUUUAAGAGUGAGCAUACACUCAAAUAUACCUUACACCUUUCUUCAAUUGAAAGUAGUAUUGGCCCUGCUUUUUUUUGUUCCGUGCAGAGAAAGUUUGACCUCAUCUCAGGCAUCAGUACUUGACAGUACAUAUUAUAAUACCAAAGUAGCAAAUGAUACUACAGCGCCCUUACUUAUUACAACCAAUAUCAAUAACAAUAGUAAAGCAACACAAACUACAAUGUUUGUACGCACCACUGAAUCAACAACAGUAGGGAUAACUGACCUUUCCACUGAAGCAUCAAAUAUUGACACUACUAGCCUUGCUACUCAAGAAUCAACAUUGGAGACAACUGUCCUUCCCACUGAACCAUUAACAGUCGAAACAACUGUCAUUACCACUGAACCAUUAACAAUGGAGACUACUAUCCUUACUACUGAACCAACGACAAUCCCGACAAUUGCUCUAAACACUGAACAAUCAACAGUAGAGACUACUGUUAUUACCACUGAACUAACAACAGUGGAGACCUCUGUCCUUGCCAGCGAACCAUCAACAGUGGAGAAUACUGAACUAACCUCUGAACCAUCGACAGAGGAGACAACUGUUCUAUCCACUGAACCAUUGACAGAGGAGACUUCUGUUCUAACCACUGAACCAACAACAGUGGAGACUUCUGUCCUUGCCACCGAACCAUCAACAGUGGAGAAUACUGAACUAACCUCUGAACCAUCGACAGAGGAGACAACUGUUCUAUCCACUGAACCAUUGACAGAGGAGACUUCUGUUCUAACCACUGAACCAACAACAGUGGAGACUUCUGUCCUUGCCACCGAACCAUCAACAGUGGAGAAUACUGAACUAACCUCUGAACCAUCGACAGAGGAGACAACUGUUCUAUCCACUGAACCAUUGACAGAGGAGACUUCUGUUCUAACCACUGAACUAACAACAGUGGAGACUUCUGUCCUUGCCACCGAACCAUCAACAGUGGAGAAUACUGAACUAACCUCUGAACCAUCGACAGAGGAGACAACUGUUCUAUCCACUGAACCAUUGGCAGAGGAGACUUCUGUUCUUUCCACUGAACCAACAACAGUGGAGACUCCUAUCUUUACCACUGAACAAUCAAAAGUGGAGACGUCUGUACUAACCACUGAACCAUUGACAGUGGGGGCAACUGUCUUUACCACUGAACAAUCAACAGUCGGGACAACUUCUGUUACCGAACCAUCAACGAUGGCGACUUCUGCUCUUACCACUGAACCAUCAACAGUGCAGACUACUGCUCUUGUCACUGAACCUUCAACAGUGGAGAUAGCUGUCUAUACCACUGGACCAUCAACAGUGGAGACAAAUGUCCUCACCACUGAACCAACAACAAAAGAGACAACAAUCUUUACCACUGAACCCUCGACAAUGGAAACAACUGCUAUAACCACUGAACCAUCAUUAGUGGAAACUACUGCCCUAGCCACUGAACCAUCAACAGUUGAGACAAAUAUUCUUACCACUGAAACAACAACAGAAGAGACUUCUGCCAUUACCACUAAACCUUCAACAAUGGAAACAACUGCUGUUACCACUGAAGCAUCAACCCUCGAUACCUUUGUCCUCAUCACUAAACCAUCAACAGUCGAGACAAAUGCUCCUUCCACUGGCCAAUUAACAGUACAGACAACUGUCCUUAACAUUGAACCUACAGAAGAGACUACCACUGAAACAUCCACAGUCCAGACAACUUCUCUAACCACUACAUCAGCAACUGUGGAGACUACCGACCUUACAAGUGAACCAUCAACAAUGGAGACUAAUGAUCUUACCACUGACAUAUCAACAGUGGAGACAACUUUCUUUACCACUGAACCAUCAACAGUCAACAUAACUCUCCUUACCACUGAAACAUCAACAGUGGAGACAUUUGGCCUAACUACUGAACCAUCAACAGUGGAGACAAUUGUCCUUAGCAAUAAACCAUCAACAGUCGAGACAACUGAUCUAACCAUUGAACCUUCAACAUUGGAGACUAUUGCUCUUACCACUAAACCAUCAACAAUGGAGGAAACUGUAUUAACCACUAAACCAUCAGCAGGUGAGACAACUGUCCUUACCACUAAACAACUAACAGUCGAGACAACUGUCCUUACCACUGAACCAUCAGCAGACGAGACAACUUCUCUAGUCACUGAACCAUCAACAGUUUGGAUUACUGAUCUUACCAGUGAAGCAUCGACAGUGGAUACAAUUAUCAUUACCUCUGAACAAUCAACAGUAGAGACAACUAUCCUUACCACUGAACCAUCAACAAUGGAGACUACUGUCUUUGCCACUCAUUCAUCAACAGUCGAGACAAUUGCUCUUACCACUGAACCUUCAACAGUGGAAACUACUCUCCUUACAACUGAACAAUCAACAGUUGAGUCAACUCUCCCUACCACUGAACCAUCACCAGUGGAGACAAUUUUUGUAAGUUCCACUGAACCAACAACUGCAGAGACAAUUUUUCUCACAACUGAACCAACAAUUGAUAUUACUGUUCUUACCACUGAACGAUCACCAGUGGAGAAAACUUCUCUUAGCAAUGAAAUAUUAACAUUUGAGACUACUGCCCAUACUGUUGAACCAUCAACAGUGGUGACAACUGUCCUUACCAGUAAACGAUCAACAGUGGAGACCACUGCUUCUACCACUGAACCAUCAACAGUAGAGACAACUGUUCGUACCACUGAACCAUCUUCAGUGGAGACUACUGCUCCAACCACUGAACGAUCUUCAUUCAAGAGAGCUUCUCUAACCACUGAGCCAGCAAUAUUGGAGACUACUUUCCUUACUAGUGAACCAUCCACAUUUGAGACUACUUUCCUUACCACUAAACCAUUGAGAGUUGAGACUUAUGCUCUUACCACUGAACCAGCAAAAGUAGAGACAACUGUCAUAACCACUGAACAAUCAACAGUGACUGCAACUGCCCUUACUACUGAAUCACCAGAAGCCGGGACAACUUCCCUUGCCACUAAACCAUGGACAGUAGAGUAUACAGCUCUUUCAAAUGAACCAUCAACAGUUAACACUACUGUUCUUUCCACUGAACCACUAACAGUGGAGACUUCUGCUCUUACCACUGAACCAUCACCAGUGGGGACAACUGUCCUUGCCAAUGAACCAUCAACAGAGGAGACAACUGCUCUAAUCACUGAACAAUCAACAGUGAAGUCUACUUUACUUACCAGUCAACCAUCAACAGUGGAGACUAUUGAUCUUACAACUAAACGAUCAAUUGUCAAGACAACUGACCUUCCCAAUGAACCGUCAGCUUCAAGAACUACCGCUCUUACCACCGAACAAUCAACAGUGGGGACAACUGCCAUUACCACUGAGACAUCAACAGUUGAGACAACUGGCAUUAACCUUGAAUCAUCUACAGUCGAGACUACUGUCUUUACCACUGGACCAUCUACAGUCGAGACUAUUGCCUUUACCGCCGAACCAUCAUCAGUGGAGACUACUGCUACUACCAAUGAAACAUCAAUAGUGGAGACAACUGGCCUUACGACCGAACCAUCUACAUUCGGGACUAAUGCUCUUACCACUGAACAAUCAACAGUGGAAACGACUGCUCUCACCACUAAACGACCAACAGUGGUGACAGCUGUCCCUACCUCUGAACCAUCAACAAUAGAGUCAACUGCUAUAACCACUGAACCAUCACCAGUAAAGACAGCUGUCCUUACCACUGAACUAUCAACAGUUGAGACUAAUGCUCUUAACACUGAACCAUCAACAGUGGCGACAGCUGUCCUUACCACUGAACUAUCAACAGUUGAGACUACUGCUCUUAACACUGAACCAUCAACAGUGGCGACAGCUGUCCUUACCACUGAACUAUCAACAGUUGAGACUACUGCUCUUAACACUGAACCAUCAACAGUGGAAACGACUGCUUUCACCACUGAACGAUCAACAGUGGCGACAGCUGUCCUUACCACUAAACUAUCAACAGUUGAGACUACUGCUCUUAGCACUGAACCAUCAACAGUGGAAACGACUGCUUUCACCACUGAACGAGCAACAGUGGCGACAGCUGUCCUUACCACUGAACUAUCAACAGUUGAGACUAAUGCUCUUAACACUGAACGAUCAACAGUGGUGACAGCUGUCCUUACCACUGAACUAUCAACAGUUGAGACUACUGCUCUUACCACUGAAUCAUCAACAGUUGAGACUACUGCUCUUACCACUGAAUCAUCAACAGUUGAGACUACUGCAUUUAGCACUGAACCAUCAACAGUGGAAACGACUGCUUUCACCACUGAACGAUCAACAGUUGUGACAGCUGUCCCUACCACUGAACCAUCAACAGUAAAGUCAACUGCUAUAACCACUGAACCAUCAACAGUAGGGUCAACUGCUGUAACCACUGAACUAUCAACAGUUGAGACUAAUGCUCUUAACACUGAACCAUCAACAUUGGCGACAGCCGUCCUUACCACUGAACUAUCAACAAUUGAGGCUACUGCCCUUAGCACUGAACCAUCAAAAGUGGGGAGAAAUGCCCUUACCACUGAACAAUCGUCACCUCAUACACGUGUCAAUGAGCCAUCAACAGUGGGAACAACUGUCAUAAACUAUGAACAAUCAACAGUGGGGACUACUGUCCUUACCACUGAACCAGCAACAUUGGAGACAACUACCCUUACCAGUAAACUAGCAACAGUGGAAACUACUGUCCUUACAACUGGACCAUCGACAGUGGAGACUACUGUCCUUACAACUGAGCCAGCAACAGUUGGGAUAACUGUUCUUACCAAUGAAAAAUCAUCAGUGGAUGCGAUUGUUAGUUCUACUGAACCAACAACCGUGGAGAGAAUUUUUCUUACAACUGAACCAACAAUGGGGAUUACUGUCCUAAAUACUGAAUCAUCGUCAGUGGAGACAACUUCUUUUACAAAUGAACUAUCAGAAGUUGAGACUAAUGUCCUAACUAUUGAGCCAUCAACAGUCAAACUUACUGCUUUUACCAAUGAACCACCAACAGUAGAGACAAAUAUCCUAACCACUGGUCCAUCAACAGCCGACACGGCUGCUCUUACCAGUGAACUAUCAACAGUGGAGAAUACUGCUUCUACCACAGACCUACAUACAGUAGAUACAACUGUCCUUACCACUGAGCCAUCUUCAGUAAAAACUACUGAUCUUACCACUGAAUGUUUUUCAACCAAGACAACGACUCAACAACUAGCCACUGAGCCAUCACCAUUAGAGACUAAUUUCCUUACCACUGAACAAUCUACAGUGCAAACUACUGGUCUUACCAGUGGACCAGCAACAGUAUGGACAACUGUUAUAACCACUGAAGAAUCAAUAGUUGAUACAACUUUCCUUACCACUGAAUCAUCAACAGUCGAGAAUACAACUCUUUCCACUGAACCAUUAACACUGGGGACUGCUGAUCUUACCACUGAACAGUCAACUGUCGAGACAACUGACCCUCCCAAUGAACCAUCAACUUUCAAGACUACCGCUCUCAUUACUGAACAAUCAACAGAAGAGACAACUGUCCUCUCUGCUGAAUCAUCUACAGUCAAGUCUUUUGUCCGUACUACUGAACCAUCUGCAGUCGAGACUACUGAUCCUACCACUGAACCAUUAGAAGUCGAGAUAGCUCUCCUUACCACUGAACCAACACCAUUGGAGACUACUGAUCUUACCAUUGACUCAUUUACAGUAGGCACUUUUGUCCCUACCGAUGAACCAUCAAGAGUCGAAAAAACUGCUCUAACCACUGAACAAUCAACAGUGGAGACUAAUGAUUUAACCAUCGGACCAUCAACAGUGAAGCCUACUGCUCUUAGCACUGGACCAUCAACAGUUGAGACAACUGCCCUUACCAGUGAGUCAGCAGAAGUCGAGACAACUGACAUAAACACUGAACGAUCUACUGUCGAGACUACUUCCCUUACCAUUGAACCAUCUACAGUCGAGACUACUGCUUUUAGCACUGUACCAUCAACAGUCGAGACAACUGUCAUUACCACCGAACCAUCAAGAGUUGAGACUUCUGCUCCUACCACUGAAACAUCAACCGUGGAGACAACUGUCCUUACCACUGAACAAUCAACUGUCGAGUCAACUGCUAUAACCACAGAACCAUCAACAGUGGAGACUACCGCUCUUACCACUGAACCAUCAACAGUGGAAACGACUGCUCUUGUCACUGAACGAUCAACGAUCGAGAUAACUGACUUUAACACUGAAACCUCUACAGCCGAGACUACCCCUUUUACCACUGAACCAUCAACAGUUGAGACAACAGUCCUUACGACUGAACCAUCUACAUUCGAGACUAGUGCUCUUACAACUGAACCAUCUACAAUCGAGACAACUGCUCUUAAAACGGAACCAUCUACAGUGGCGACUACUGCUAUCACCACUGAACAUUCAACAAAGGAGACAACUGUCCUUAACACUAAUCAACACCUACCAACAGUCGACACAACUAUCCUUACCACUGAACCAUCAACAAUGGGGACUACGACCGAACCAUCUACAUUCGGGACUAAUGCUCUUACCACUGAACAAUCAACAGUGGAAACUAAUGCUCUUAACACUGAACCAUCAACAGUGGCAACGACUGCUCUCACCACUAAACGACCAACAGUGGUGACAGCUGUCCCUACCACUGAACCAUCAACAGUAGAGUCAAUUGCUAUAACCACUGAACCAUCACCAGUGGAGACUUAUGCUCUUAACACUGAACCAUCAACAUUGGCGACAGCCGUCCUCACCACUGAACUAUCAACAAUUGAGACUACUGCUCUUAGAACUGAACCAUCAACAGUGGAAACGACUGCUCUCACCACUAAACGACCAACAGUGGUGACAGCUGUCCCUACCACUGAACCAUCAACAGUAGAGUCAAUUGCUAUAACCACUGAACCAUCAACAAUGGCGACAGCUGUCCUUACUACUGAAGUAUCAACAAUUGAGACUACUGCUCUUAGCACUGAACCAUCAACAGUGGGGAGAAAUGUCCUUACCACUGAACAAAUAACACUUGAUACAAGUGUCUCUGCCACUGAGCCAUCAACAGUGGAAAUAACUGUCAUAAACUAUGAACCAUCAACAGUGAAGUCUACUUUCCUUACCACUGAACCAUCAACAGGCGAAACAACUGCUCUUAAAAAAGUGGAGAAUACUGUUCUUACCACUGAACCAUCAACAAUUGAGACAACUAUACUUACCUCUGGACCAUCAACAGUCGGGACAACUUCUAUUACCACUGAACCAUCAACAAUAGAAACUACUGUCCUUACCACUGAACCAUCAACAGUAGAGACAACCGUCGAUACCACUGUUUCAUCAGUGGAGACUACUGCUCUAACCACUGACCCAUCAACAGUGGAGACUACUGCUCUUACCACUGAACAAUCAACAGUGGAUACUAAUGUUCUGACCACUGGACCAUUGGAAGUGGAGACAACUGUCCUUACCACUGAAUCAUCAACAGUGGAGACAACUGUCUUCACCACUGAACCAUCAACAGUCAAGAUAAUUCUCCUUACCACUGAACCAUCAACAGCGGAGACACCUGUCCUAACUACUGAACCAUCAACAGUGGAGACAAUUCUCCUUACCACUGACCCAUCAACAGUGGAGACUACUGCUCUUACUACUGAACAAUCAACAGUGGAGACUAAUGCUCUUACCAGUGAACCAAUAACAGUGGAGACAAUUCUCCUUACCACUGAACCGUCAGCAGUUGUUUCAAGAGUCCUCACCACUGAACCAACAACAAUGGAGACUACUGAUAAUACCACUGAAGCAUCAACAGUGGAGACUAAUAAUCUAACAACAGAACAAUCAACAGUAGAGACAACUGUUCCAACCAAUGAACCAUCAACAGUCAAGACAACUUUCCUUACCACUCUACCAUCAACAGUUGACACAACUGUUUUUACCACUAAACCAUCAGCAGGCGAGACCAGUGAACCAUCGACAGUGGAGACAAUUAUCAUUACCUCUGAACAAUCAACAGUAGAGACAACUUUCCUUACCACUGAACCAUUAACAGUCAAGGCAAUCGUCCUCACCACUAAACCAACAACAAUGAACACUACUGAUCUUACCACUGAAACAUCAACAGUGGAGACUGAUAAUCUUACUACUGAGCCAUCAACAGUAGAGACAACUGUUCUAACCACUGAACCAUCAACAGUCAAGACAACUGUCCUUACCGCUGAACCAUCAACAGUGGUGCCUUUUACUCUUACCACUGAACCAAUAACAGACCCUAUAACUACUCUAAACACUGAACAAUCAAUAGUUGAGACUAGUAUUCUUAUCACUAAACACACAACAGUGGUAACUCCAGUUCUUACUGGUCUUUCGACUAAAUCAUCAACAGUAGAGACGUCUGUACUUACCCCUGAACCAGCGACAGAGGAGACAAUUGCCCUUACUACUGAACAAUCAACAGUGGAGUCUACUGUCCUAACUACUGAACCAUCAACAGUGGAGACAAUUCUCCUUACCACUGACCCAUCAACAGUGGAGACUACUGCUCUUACCACUGAACAAUCAACAGUGGAGACUAAUGUUCUUACCAGUGAACCAAUAACAGUGGAGACAAUUCUCCUUACCACUGAACCGUCAGCAGUUGUUUCAAGAGUCCUCACCACUGAACCAACAACAAUGGAGACUACUGAUAAUACCACUGAAGCAUCAACAGUGGAGACAAAUAUUCUUACCACUGAACCAAUAACAGUGGAGACAACUUUCCUUUCCACUGACCCAUCUACAGUGGAGACCACUGCUUUUUCCACUAAACCAUUAACAAUUGAGCCAACUGUCCUUACCACUGAACCAUCAAAAGUGGAGAUUACUGCUUUCACCAAUGAACCAUCAACAGCAGAGGCAGUUGUUCUUACCGCUGAAGCAUCAGUAGUGGAGAUUACUGCUCUUACCACUGAACCAACAACAGUCGAGUCAACUGUUCUAACAACUGGACAAUCAACUGUCGAGUCAACUGUCCUUACCACUGAACCAUCAACACUGGAAAGUAACUUUCUUACCCCUGAACCAUCACCAGUGGAGACUUCUGCUCAUUCCACUGAACCAUCACCAGUGGAGACAAAUGUCCGUACAACUGAACAAUCAACUGUCGAGUCAACUAUCCUUACCACUAACUCAUCAACAGGCGAGACAACUGCUCUUACCACUGGACCAUCAACAGUGGAGACUACAGUCCUUUCCACUGAAAGAACAAAAGGGGAGAAUGCUGUUCUUUCCACUGAAUCAUCAACAGUGGUGAUUACCGUCCUUACCACUGAGCCAUCAACAGUUGAGACAACUGUCCUUACCACUGAACUAUCAGUAGUUGAGACAACUACCCUUACCACUGAACCAUUCACAGUUGAUACAACUGUCCUUACCACUGAUUUAUCAACAGUGGGGACUACUGCCCUUACCACUGGACCAUCCAUAGUCGAGACAACUGCCUUAACUACUGAACAAUCAACAGUGAAGACUGCUGCUCUUACCACUGAACAAUCGACAGUGGAUACUAAUGUUCUUACCACUGAGCAUAUAACAGCGGAGACAACUGUCCUUUCCACUGACCCAUCUACAGAGAAGACUACUGCUCUUCCCACUAAACCAUCAACGUUUGAGACUACUCCUCUUUCCACUCAACCAUCAACAGUCGAGACAAUUGCUCUUACCACUGAACCUUCAACAGUGGAAACUACUCUCCUUACCAAUGAACCAUCAACAGUUAAACCUACUGUCCUUACCACUAUCCCUUCCACGGUCGGGACAACUGUCAUUACCACUGAAUCAUCAACAAUCGAGAGAACUGCUCUUACCACUGCACCAUCAAUAGUCGAGACUACUGCUCUUGCCAUUGAACUGUCUACAGUCGAUACUAUUGAUCUAACCACUGAACCAUCAACAGUUAAAAGUACUGUUCUUACCACCGACGCAUCAACAAUAGAGAUUGCUUCUCUUACCACUGAAUCAAUAACAGUGGAGACUGCUACCCUUAUCGCUGAACCAAUAACAGUGGAAACAACUGUCUCUACAACUGAACCAUCAACAGUCGAGACUACUAUCCUUACCAGUAAAUCACCGCCUCAUGCUCUUACCACUGAACCAUCAAUAUUGAAAAAUACUGUCCUUCCCACAGUCGAGAUAACUUCUGAACCAUCAACAGUCGAGACUAUUGCUCCUACCACUGAACCACUAACAGUGGAGACUAUUGCUCUCACUCCUGAACCAUCAACAGUGGAGACAGUUGACCUUUCCAUUGACUCAUCUACAGCGGAAACUACUGCUCUUCCCAGUGAACCAUCAACAGUGGAUAGUAGUAUCUUUACCACUCAUCCAUCAACAGUCGAGUCAAUUGCUCUUACCACUGAACCUUCAACAGUGGACACUACUCUCCUUGCCACUGAACCAUCCAUAGUCGAGACAACUGCAAUUCCUCCUAACCUGUCCACAGUCGGGACAACUCUCAUUACCGCUGAAUCAUUACCAGUCGAGACAAAUGCCCUUACCAUUGGACUAUCUACAGUCGAGAACACUGAUCUAAUCAUGGAACCAUCAACAGUUGUAACUACUGCUCUAACCACUGAACCAUCUUCCGUGGAAACUAUUGUCCUUACCUCUGAACCAUCAACAGACGUGACUACUUCUCUUACAACUGGACCAAUAACAGUGGAGACUGCUGCUCUUACCACUGGACUAAUAACAGUGGAGACAACUGUUGUUGCAACUGAACUAUCAACAGGCGUGACUUCUUCUCUUACAACUGAACCAAUAACACUGGAUAUCCCUCCUCUUACCACCGAACCAUCAACAGUGAGGACUCAUGUCCUUACCACUGAACCAUCAACCGUCAAGACAACUGUUCUAACCACUGAACCAUUAAGAGUCGAGACAACUGUCCUGACCUUUGAAUUAUCUACAGCAGAGAACACUGAUCUAAUCAUGGAACCAUCAACAGUUGAAACUACUGCUCUUACCACUGAACCAUCUACAGCCGAACCUACUGUUCUUACCAGUAAACCAUCAACAGACGUGACUACUUCUCUUACAACUGAACCAAUAACAGUGGAGACUGCUGCUCUAACCACUGAACCAAUAACAGUGGAAACAACUGUUGUUGCAACUGAACCAUCAACAGACGUGACUACUUCUCUUACAACUGAAUCAAUAACAGUGGAUCCUCCUCCUCCUCUUAACACCGAACCAUCAACAAUGGGCCGUUUCCUUACCACUGAACCAUCAACCGUCGAGACAACUGUUGUAACCACUGAACCAUUAAGAGUCGAGACAACUGUCCUUACCUUUGAAUUAACUACAGUCGAGAACACUGAUCUAAUCAUGGAACCAUCAACAGUUGAAACUAAUGCUCUAACCACUGGACCAUCUACAGUGGAACCUACCGUUCUUACCAAUGAACCAUCAACAGACGUGACUACUUUUCUUACUACUGAACCAAUAACAGUGGAGACUGCUGCUCUUACCACUGAACCAAUAACAGCGGAAACAACUUUUGUUGCAACUGAACCAUCAACAGUGGAUACUCCUACUCUUACCACCAAACCAUCAACAGUGGGGACCAUUGUCCUUACCACUGAACCAUCAACAGUCGAGACAACUGUUCUAACCACUGAACCAUCGACACUCGAAACAACUGCCCUUACCACCGAACAAUUAACAUUGGAGACUAGUGUCCUUAUCACUGAACCAUCAACAGUGGAUACUCCUACUCUUACCACCAAACCAUCAACAGUGGGGACUCUUGUCCUUACCACUGAACCAUCAACAGUCGAGACAACUGUUCUAACCACUGAACCAUCGACACUCGAAACAACUGCCCUUACCACCAAACAAUUAGCAUUGGAGACUAGUGCCCUUACCACUGAACCAUCAACAGUGGAGACAAUUGUUCGUAGUACUAAACCGGUAACAGUAGAGAUUACUGUUCCCACUGCUGAACGAUCAACAGUUGAGACUGCUUUUACCACUGAUCCUUCAACAGAUGAGACAACUGUCGUCCCUACUGACCCAAUAACAGUGGAGACAACUAUACUUACCACUGACAGAGUUGAGACAGCUGCUUCGAAUACUGUUAAAUCAAUACUUGAGAAUGAAAAUCUUUCAACAUCUGGCUGGCUCAGUACAGAUGCUACUGGACAUUCCUUUGCUUCCACAGCUUUCAAAAAUCGUACAUCUUUCAAUUCUACUGCAUUAUCUACGGAUGUAACUACUGAGACAACAGCAGCCCAAACAUCUAUCACUAACACUGAAUCAGCAACAUUUCAGUCAAGUACCACUGAUACUACAACAAUACUAUCCAAUAGUAAUAUCACUGAUGCCACAACAGUGCAGUCAAAUAGCAAUACAGCUGAUUCCACAACAGUGCAGUCAAGCAGCAAUACAACUAGUGCUACAACAAUGCAGUCAAGUAGUUAUACCACUGAUGCCACAACAGUGCAGUCAAGUAGUUAUACUACUGAUGUUACAACAGUCCAGUCGAGCAGCAAUACCACUGAGGCCACAACAGUGCAGUCAAAUAACAAUACAACUGAUGCCACAACAGUUCAGUCAAAUAGUAACACCGCUGAUUCCACAACAGCACAGUCAAAUACCAAUACCACUGAUGUUACAACAGUACAGUCAAAUAGCAAUACUACUGAUGCCACAACAGCACAGUCAAAUAGGAAUACCACUGAUGACACAACAAUGCAGUCAAAUAACAAUACAACUGAUGCCACAACAGUUCAGUCAAAUAACAAUACAACUGAUGCCACAACAGUUCAGUCAAAUAGCAAUACAACUGAUGCCACAACAAUGCAGUCAAAUAACAAUACAACUGAUGCCACAACAGUUCAGUCAAAUAGUAACACCGCUGAUUCCACAACAGCACAGUCAAGUACCGAUACCACUGAUGUUACAACAAUACAGUCAAAUAGCAAUACUACUGAUGCCACAACAGCACAGUCAAAUAGCAAUACCACUGAUGCUACAGCGGCACAAUCAAAUACCAAUACUACUGAUGCUUCAACAGCACAAUCAAAUACCAAUACUACUGAUGCAACAACAGCACAAUCAAAUAGCAAUACUACUGAUGCAACAACAGUACAGUCAAAUAGCAAUACUACUGAUGCAACAACAGCACAGUCAAAUAGCAAUACGACUGAUGCAACAACAGUACAGUCAAAUAGCAAUACUACUGAUGCAACAACAGCACAGUCAAAUAGCAAUACGACUGAUGCAACAACAGUACAGUCGAAUAGCAAUUCCACUGAUGCUACAACAGCACAGUCAAAUACCAAUACUACUGAUGCAACAACAGCACUGUCAAGUAGCAAUACUACUGAUGCAACAACAGUGCAGUCAAAUAGCAAUAUUACUGAUGCUACAACUGCACAGUCAAAUACCAAUGCUACUGAUGCAACAACAACACAGUCAAAUAGCAAUACAACUGAUGCCACAACAGCAAAGUCAAAUAGCAAUACUACUGAUGCCACAACAGCACAAUCAAAUAGCAAUACCACUGAUGUUACAACAGCACAUUCAAAUAGCAAUACCACUGAUGCUACAACAGCACAGUCAAAUAGCAAUACUACUGAUGUUACAACAGCACAGGCAAAUAGCAAUAGUACUGGUGCAACAACUGCACAGUCAAAUAGCAACACUACUGAUGUUACAACUGCACAGUCAAAUAGCAAUACUACUGAUGCCACAACAGCACAGUCAAAUAGCAAUACUACUGAUGUUACAACAGCACAGUCAAAUAGCAAUAUGACUGAUGCAACAACAGCACAGUCAAAUAGCAAUACUACUGAUGCCACAACAGCACAAUCAAAUAGCAAUACCACUGAUGUUACAACAGCACAGUCAAAUAACAAUAUGACUGAUGUUAUAACUACUGCUAUUCUGUUUGAAAGCACAACCACUGAACCAGUCAAAGAGGAUUACUGCAUCGGCCAUGCAUGUUUGAACAAUGCAACAUGCAUUAGUGAUGUCAGCUCAUCCAGCAACUACACAUGUGUGUGUAUGUCUGGAUACACAGAUCCAAUGUGCUCAACAGAAAUUGAUGAGUGUGCCACUAUGCAGCCAUGUGCUAACAACGCAACAUGUACAGAUAUGGUAAACGACUACUUCUGUAACUGCACAGCCCUCCCACAAUUCUAUGGGAAAAACUGCUCCCUAGAAAUAAUUGGCGCUGAUGAGUGUGCCCCCCAGCCCUGCCAGAAUGGGGCCAGUUGUACAGAUGGUAAUUUUGCUUACACCUGUGACUGUUUACCAGGAUUCACUGGCAUUAACUGUGAAACAAAUGUUGAUGAAUGCGCAUCCAAUCCAUGCGUGCGUGGUAACUGCUCAGAUGGAGUGAAUAUGUUCUCAUGUAUGUGCCCAUCUGGAUAUACUGGACCAACCUGUGACAUCAACAUUGAUGACUGUGCUAGCAACCCCUGUAUGAAUGGGGCCACAUGUAUGGACAUGGUAGAUGCCUUUAUGUGCAUGUGUGCACCAGGCUACACUGGAAUGAACUGCUCAACAAAUAUUGAUGAGUGUGCAAGUGUAACCUGCCAGAAUGGAGGUAACUGCACAGAUGGCAUUAACAUGUUCACAUGUAACUGCCCUACACAUGUCUCUGGAACAACUUGUGAAAUAUUGGAACCUUUCUACACUGUAUGGGGAGCUUAUUCUAACUGUAGUCUCGAGUGUGGAACAGGGUCAGUACGAACCCGAUCACGCAACUGUACCAACAUUCAGGGAACUAUACUCGAUUCUGGAAAUUGUAAGGGAGUAGGACUUGGUGAACCAACAAGCACCCAGGCAUGUAGUGUCCCAGAAUGCAUCUCUGCUUAUAAUCCUUGCACGGAUCCAACCUCCGCCUACCCCUGUGGAAUGCAUAACUGCAGUGUCAUUGACAAUUCUGGCAACUACCAGUGCAUCUGCCAACCUGGCUACACCAAUGAAGCUAAUGCCAAAGUCUGUGUUGAUGAAAAUGAAUGUAGUUGGGGUUUGAAUGAUUGCUUGAUGCCCGGAGGCAAUGGCUUCAUGACAGGAGUCAGCGGUUGUGUCAAUUCUGCGGGAAGCUAUGAGUGUACAUGUGCUCCAGGCUACACGUCAAACGGACAAAGGAGCUGUGUAGAUGUUGAUGAGUGUUCAUUACCAUCAAUGAAUGACUGUGAUACAUCUGGAAGAGCUACAUGUAUGAAUAUGCCUGGAUCAUACUCUUGUGCAUGUAGUGCAGGCUUCACUGGAGCGGGAACAACUGGAACAUGUAUAGAGGAUCGUCUAAAGGACUUCAGUGGUCAUAGUAGACUGUCUUACACAGAUGCCAGCACCCCCCUCAUCUCUGACCUGUUCUGCCCCAUGUAUGGUUUCGCUGUUGGUAAUGCAAUCUACCCCUGUCUUUAUUUCACACAACAUGGUGUCAUUGCUUUCACUACAAGCACAGCAUCAUCUGACCCACGUCGUGAGUUCAGAAGUGCUUCCAGUGUCCCAUUGAGCAGUUACCUGUUCCCAACAGGGUACAGUGAGGAAGCCCUUGUAGCCCCUUACUGGACUAAAACCAUCCUUCUUGAUGCUAAUAAUGGCAGAGGUGUCUACCACCAUGUUAUGAACAGUACUGAGUUGACUAUGAUGGCAACCAUGAACAGCAAUGCCUUGGCUAGUACAUCACUAAGUGGUUUCAUGCCCAAUUUUGGACUUGUUAUCACAUGGAACAAACUUCAAUACAGUUCCCAGGAGCCUAACCAGACUGUUACUUUCCAAACUUCAAUUACCACAGAUGGCAUAAACACAAUUUCCAAAACAGUAUACGCUGACCGUGGAAUGAACUGGAACCUUGUUCUCAACAAGGCAACUACACCCAACGCUCUUAUCCGAGUUGGAUACACAAGGGUGGAUGCUCAGGGUAACCAUUUUGGUAAUGAAUGGGAGUUCUCAUAUGCCGGAGUAGAGAAUAAGACCAUGAUUGAACAAAUUGAUGCCCAAGAUCUGAGUGGAGUUAGUAGUAUGUCCACGCAAGGAAAUGGCCAAAGUGUAUCUUUUCUGUCAAUGAAUGAUCCAACCACAUUCAUAAACCCUGCACUUUCCUGCAAUCAAUGGUUGAUGGAUGACGGCAUGUUCUUUGGACAAUCCUUUGCCGCAGUGUGCCCAGAUGCUUAUUCUCAAAUCACAUCCUCCUGGAGGCUAUUCAAGACAGGUAUGAUGGGUAGCCGUGAAGUUGAAUGCUAUCGUCAACAAUUCCCUAUGGAGAUGGACAACAAUCAGGUUAUUACACCAAGCUGUUGUUACUAUAGCAACAACACUGUAACCAAUGGUGAUUUAUCAAUGGUGAGAGUUUCCAGUGUCAAUAAAAUGAACCUCCUACAAAGGUAUGCAAAUGGUACAAUGGAGGCCAUGGCAGAUAUGACGGCAUAUGAACAGUGCUGCAUGCAGUCUGAUCUACAUUGCUUGGCUUUUCUGGAACAUCGACCUAUGUCCAACUCUGACAACUUCGAGGCACCUGGAGUUGCUGGUACCUCUGGUGACCCUCACGUAACUACACUAGAUGGCGCCACGUAUACAUUCAAUGGAUUUGGUGAAUACACAUUACUGAAGUCUGCUACUGACUAUUUCACACUCCAAGCCAGAACUAUGCAUGCCGUGACAACGCGAAAUAUCUCUUUGGCAACAGUGUUUAGCUCAAUAGUUGGCCAACAGAUUAACCCAGGAUCAACCAACAGUGACACUGUGGAGCUAAGGAUGAAUGCCAAUGGAGAUGGGAUAGAUGUAUACGUCAAUCAGGUUCUAGAUUCCUCAUCUGAUUACACUGGAGAUGGCACCACCUUCCACAAGGUUGUUGUUAAGGACACACCUGGGGUCACUGGCUCUAUGUCGAUGAUCUUCAACACUAAUGUGGAGGUCCGUGUAGCUGCUGCUCUUAACAUGACAACUGUAACAGUCGCAGCUCCUGCAUCAUGGAAGGGAAAUUUUGCAGGUUUGAUGGGCAACUUCAAUGAUGACAUGAAUGAUGACAUCGCCUACCCCAAUAGUACAUCAAUCUCAGUCAACUCCACUGAGGAGGAUAUCUUCUAUGUUGCCAAGGAAUGGGCUAUUGAUCCAGCAGACUCUCUCUUCCAAUAUGAGAAUAAUGAUACUGCAGAGACCUAUGGAAAUGCUUCAUAUGUGCCACUGUUUUACAACAUCGACACCAUGUUCACUGAUAAUGCUACAAAGAAUGCUGCAAUUGCUACUUGUGGUGGAAUGGAAAACCUAAACCGUGAAUGUAUGUUUGAUAUUGCUCUGACUGGUAACCAGGAUGUAGGUUCAGCUACUGCAGCGGCUGGAGCAGCUCUUACAUCUGAGAAGGCAACUCUUGGUAACUUCCCACCAGUGAUCCAGGAUGCUAACACCACUGUACUAAAUGUUGUUGGUGGAGCAGACCUCGACCCAACCCUGACUAUUGUUGCAGUGGACCCUAAUGCUGGUGACACUGUCACAUACUCGCUUGGAGCUGGAGCACCAAUGGGUGUGAGCAUAAACUCUGCCUCUGGGGUCCUCACCUGGACAUCUGUACCCUCCAACUUGACCACAAAUGAUUCAGUGACAAUCAUUGCUACUGAUGGCACGGCAACAUCCUCCGUCACACCACCUAUCAACCUCUGUCUUUGCCAGAAUGGUGGCACAUGUGUGUAUGCAACUGGCACUACUGGACUCACUAUGGCUACAUGUACAUGCCCAAGUGGGUUGGAAGGAGACUACUGUGAAACAGAUAUCGAUGGUUGUUCAGAUAACCCAUGUUUCACAAAUGUUGCAUGUUUGGAUGUUGCUGCCCCAGGCACUGGAUUUACAUGUGGACCUUGUCCAAUCGGAUUGGUUGGGGAUGGAUCAAUCUGUACUGAUGAGAAUGAGUGUUUGGCAGCAGUAUCCCCAUGUUCUCAGACAUGUGUCAACUUGGCUGGCAGCUUCCAGUGUCAAUGUGACGACGGUUACAUCCUCAGUCCUGAUCUCACUACAUGUCUUGAUAAUGACGAGUGUCGCCAGGGAACAGAUAAUUGUUCCCCAAAUGCCGCUUGUGCCAACACAGUGGGCUCAUUUACAUGCACAUGCAACCCAGGAUACUCUGGAACUGGAGAUGUAUGCGCUGAUGUUGAUGAGUGUCUGGUGAGCAAUGUAUGUGGAAACAACGCCAUAUGCACAAACAGUAUAGGGAGCUAUAUGUGCACAUGCCAGCUUGGUUACUCCAUGGAUCCAAUCAGUGGUCUCUGUGUUGAGAUUGAUGAAUGUCAAGGUGAUCAUGCUUGCUCUCAAGUCUGUGUUGAUGGCGUCGCUAUUUACACAUGUGCUUGUAAUACUGGAUUCACUCUUGACCCAACUGAUGCUAUUACAUGUAUUCCUGAUAACGUUUGUGAUAGCUCUCAGAAUGCCACAUGUUUGGACACUGGGGACAUUGCAUCCAGCUGUGCUGUUGUAAAUGGAGAGGUGACGUGCAUCUGCCCCCCAAAGUAUGUCCUGAAUGGAAACAACCAGUGUGUGGACAUUAAUGAGUGUUCAACAGCCAGUGGAAACCAAUGUAACCUAGUUACCAGUACCUGUAACAACACAAUAGGCAACUACCAGUGUGACUGCAAGCCUGGCUUCCAACUGGGUAUAGAUGGCAGGAGCUGUAUUGAUAUUGAUGAGUGUGCUACCAAUACUGAUAACUGUGACAACAGUAAUGGAGUAUGUACAAACCUUGAGGGAAGCUUCAGUUGUGGAUGUACGAGUGGAUAUACUCUCAAUGCUAAUGGCACCACAUGUGAUGAUGUUGAUGAGUGUGCUAGCCCUAUCACCAAUGACUGUGACGCCAACUAUGGUAAUUGUACCAACAGUCCAGGCACAUAUCAAUGUACUUGUAAUACAGGAUUCACUGGCAAUGGAAUCGUUUGUGCAGAUGAGAAUGAGUGUUCUCUACCCAACCAAGGAGGUUGUGUCCAGGGUUGUGCCAAUAGUAUUGGCAGCUUCACCUGUUUCUGUGGCAACGGUUACACCCUGAACGCUGAUGGUAUGACUUGUGACGAUAGUAACGAGUGUCUCAGAGAAGCUGAUCAUGGUUGCUAUAGCAAUGCCUAUUGUACCAAUUCUAUUGGUUCAUACACUUGCUCAUGUCCUGCUGGAUUCACCUUGGACACUGACUUUAGGACAUGCAUAGCUAUCAACCAAUGUGCAUCCAACAAUGGCUGUUCCCACACUUGUGCCUACCUUAAUAACACAGACACUUGCCAGUGCCCCAAGGGACUUGAACUGGACAACACAGGCCUCAAUUGCACAGAUAUUGAUGAGUGUGCAAGUAACGCAACCAAUCCCUGUUCUGCAAGCGACAAUGUCAUGUGCGUCAAUACGUAUGGAUCCGUCAGCUGUGCCUGCAGCAACUCCACCUAUUAUCGACAAGUGGAAGCAAGGAAAUGUAUUGAUAUUGAUGAGUGUGGUGAAGGAACUGCUUCAUGCCCCUCUAACUCACUAUGUGUCAAUGAGAUGAAUGGAUAUAGCUGCAACUGUGUCGCUGGAUACACCAUGACCAACGGUGUCUGUGUCGAUGAUGAUGAGUGUACAGCAAAUACAGACAACUGCCAUCCUACACUGGCUGAAUGCACCAACACAGCUGGAGGUUACACCUGCGCUUGCAUGACUGGCUACAUGGGAGAUGGUGUGACAUGUAUGGAUAUCAAUGAAUGUAUUACCAACGAUGGCGGUUGUGAUGUCGCUAGAGGACGAGGAACAUGUGUCAAUUUUGAUGGUGGCCACAACUGUACUUGUAUUUCGGGAUAUGUAAUUGAUAAUGUGGGACGUCUCUGUGAAGACAUCAACGAAUGUAACCCAGCAAACCCAAUGAAUGACUGCGUUCAGGAUUGUGUCAACAUAAAUGGCGGUUACAGCUGUUCAUGCCAAGUUGGUUUCCGAUUGGCUGCCGACCAGAAGAACUGCACCGUUGAAGCAGAAUGUCCUGCCAACAACACAUGUAGCGACCUCUGUGCAAUGGUGGCUGGCGUGGAGACCUGUCUUUGCCAGAACUCCUUCUACAAGUUGGACACUGACAACAAGACGUGUAUUGAUGUGAAUGAAUGCACCACAAAUAACCCCUGCACUGGAAACAACACCCAAUGUAACAACACCGUUGGAGGAUACAUCUGCGGAUGUGUGAAUCAAUACUAUUUGGCUUCUGAUGGUCUCAGAUGUGAAGAUCGUAAUGGCAACUGGGGGCCAUGGGGAGGAUGGGGCAACUGCACAGCAACUUGUGGAGGAGGAUCAUACAACCGUACACGUCAAUGUAACAGCCCUAGCCAGGAAGGUUCAGGUUUACCAUGCCCAGGAGCUGACACUGAAACUGCCAUGUGUAAUACAGAGUAUUGCCCUAAAUCAGAAGUUGAAUCAAGCUAUGGUGUGAUUCUCACUAUAAAUGGUCUGACACCAACUCAGAUUACGGCCAUCCAGUCUGAUAUCAUCACUGCUAUCGUAGGUGGAAUCAACAAUUGGUGCAGUACCUCGGCAAACUUUGGUCAAUGUUGCCCCAACUCUGGCACAAGGAACUCUUCAAGUGUACUAGCUUUCACCUCUUCUAACUUUGUACAGGUUGGAGAAGGUUAUCCUCGAUACAACUCCAUGAAUAAGUCACAAGUUCUCAUUGUUGCUAAGUCCGAUCUGAACAAUGCUCUGUGCGCUGAUGGAAGUAUAUCUACGAGGAAGAGAAGAGCUGUGACUCUGAACAAUGCUACAGAGUUUGCCCUCCCUGCCACUGUUCUUGAGACGAUUGUGACAGACAGCACUGUACAAAACAGCAUUGUAUCAACAAUCGCCAUCACAUAUCCCUCCGCCAAUAUUACCAUAAUAACCAUAGUGGCUAGUGCUGAUCCUGAUGACAUCACAACAACAGUUGCCACGACAACUGUAGGUGCUGCUUGUCUUGCUACUGGGACAUGUGCUGCAGCUGCAUUGGAAGGAUGGGUCAUAGCUGUCGCAGUGGUUGGAGCACUGCUUGGAGUCAUUCUCAUUGUUGUCAUAGUGAUUGUUGUUGUCAAGAAACGCCCGACAAAGGUUAACCAGGACUCAAGAGAGAAUGUGAGAGAUGCAGAAGCAAAUAGAUCAUCCUAAUUCAUCCUCAAGGUUCAAUCCAAGGAUGGACUCUACAGAUCAAAAGCAACUGUGGAUGUCCUUGAAAACUUACCUUAACUUUCAAGUUGCCAAUUGUUAAACUGCAAAAUGCAAUAAUCAUUAAGUGUUUUAAGUUCUCUGUUAAAAAAAUUUCAGAAAAAAUUGUUAUCAGGUGUUAAGGUAUAUAUUUUGGUGUUAAGCCAAAGAUUGCAGUUUUUCAAGAUUUAUGUACUCAUAACAGCAUUAUAGUUAUAUUAUUAUAUAGGAAAUAGAGUUCCAGAUUUAUGUGUCAAAUGUUAUGUCGAUUUCACUUAUGAGUGCAAUUAGGACUUUAUUUCCUUGUGAGGACUGUAAUUACUGUUCUAAUCCGUCCAGAAUGAAUAUUGUAUACUGUAGUUGAUCAAGUUAAUGAAGGCCUCUUUCAUAUUGCCACAUAUUAGUUAGAAAAUACAAAUUGGAGGAAACUUGAAAUGAGGAAUGAAUAUUCGAGAUAAAGUUAAUCAGUGGAAUAAAGAAACUGAUAACUGCAUCUACAAAGAAAACUGUGAUAUCAAAAACUGUAUAUUAAUGUUUUUACACAUGAGCACAAUCAUAUUUUGCAUAAUAUGAUGAAAUAUCUAUUCAUAAUGCAAUGUAUUAAAUCUAUUUUUGAAUGUUAGGAUAUUUUUGUACAAGGAAAAAACAUAGAAAAAUGUUGAAACAUGGAACACUUUUUAAAUUUCUUUAUAUACAUAACUAAUACAUAUACAUAAUACAUUCCAUUGAUUUUUCUUGCAUAAUUUAUUAAGGCAUAAUAAUUCUUG
Messenger RNA from Owenia fusiformis, 21961 nucleotides. The record is from the annotation of a GenBank genome assembly. NCBI's taxonomy places the organism in Eukaryota, Metazoa, Annelida, Polychaeta, Sabellida, Oweniidae.